AUGCCAAAAGCCCCUGGAGGAGACGCGCGUCAGAUGAGACGUCACAACCCAUUGUCAGAAGACUACGCACCUUCAAACCCGCACAAGCAAAAAGCACCAAAGAGAAAAGGACGCUCCAAUGCCGGCGACGAGGAUGAUGAACAACAAGCAUAUAUUGACUCCAAGUCAUCGAGGAAGAUCAUCGCGCUGGGUCAGGAUUUGACUGCUGAGGAGGAUGCCGAGCUCGAGGCGCGCAGACCGCAAAAGGGAAGCGCGUCGGCGUUUGAGUUUGAGAGGGGACUGCGCGACGAGGAAGAGUCUGAUGAAGAGGCUGGAAUGCCGGAAGAUGAGGAGGCUUGGGGAGACGAGGAUGAUGAGGAGGUCGAGGAAGUCGAGGUUGAUCCUGAAGACUUGGCCAUGUUUAACAAGUUCAAUCCAGAAUUCGACCCGGCCACUUUGCUGGCACCGCAAGCGGAUGACGAGCAAGGAGACAGCACCAAUCUCGCAGACUUGAUCUUGGAGAAGAUUGCUCAGCACGAGGCUAGUCAGGCUCAAGGACACAUUAUCCGUGGUGGUGGCGCCCCCGAGGAUGCCAUCGAGUUGCCUGCAAAGGUCGUCGAAGUCUACACCCAAAUCGGCAUGAUGCUCUCACGCUUCCGCUCCGGCAAACUCCCCAAGCCCUUCAAGAUCCUCCCCACCCUCCCCCAAUGGGACACCCUCCUCUCCAUCACCCGCCCGGACUCAUGGACGCCCAACGCAACCUACGAAGCCACCCGACUCUUCACCUCCUCCCGCCCCGCCGUCGCCCAAGCCUUCAUCCACGACAUCCUCCUCGACCGCGUCCGCGACGACAUCCGCGAGACCAAAAAACUAAACGUCCACCUCUACAAAGCCCUCAAGAAAUCCCUCUACAAGCCCGCCUGCUUCUUCAAGGGUCUCCUCUUCCCUCUCCUCGCAUCUGGAACUUGCACAUUGCGCGAGGCACACAUCAUCAGCUCCGUGCUCGUCCGCGUCAGUAUCCCCGUCCUGCACUCGGCAGCAGCAAUCCACCGUCUCUGCGAACUCGCCGCCGAGCAAAUGACAGACAACCUCGAAGCCGGCGGCGCCACAAACAUCUUCAUCCGCGUGCUUCUCGAAAAGAAAUACGCUCUCCCCUACAAAGUCGUCGAUGCCUUGGUCUUCCACUUUUUACGUUUCCGCGCCGUCGACGAAGAUGCAAUGACUGAUGCUCCCUCUCACAUCAAGAGUGGGGAGAAGUUGCCAGUGUUGUGGCAUCAGUGUUUCUUGGCCUUUUCGCAGAGGUAUAGGAAUGAUAUCACAGAGGAUCAGAGAGAGGCAUUGUUGGAUUUGCUGUUGAACAAGGGACAUAGAAGUAUUGGACCAGAGAUUCGCAGGGAGCUUUUGCAGGGUAGAGGGAGAGGUGUUUUGGCGCCAGAGGUCGUCAUGGCUGGCGUGGAUGGUGAUGAUACUAUGGUUGAUAUCCAGUAG
Aureobasidium subglaciale EXF-2481 is the source of this 1467-nucleotide messenger RNA. RefSeq lists its product as uncharacterized. Gene Ontology annotation, biological process: rRNA processing. Gene Ontology annotation, cellular component: cytoplasm; preribosome, small subunit precursor; nucleolus. Gene Ontology annotation, molecular function: snoRNA binding. Bases 1 to 1467 code for a protein of 488 amino acids. The transcript has 2 exons. Lineage: Eukaryota; Fungi; Ascomycota; Dothideomycetes; Dothideales; Saccotheciaceae. The record is from RefSeq and is a predicted model, not a curated record.